AUGAAACUUAGAUAUGGAGAAAAAGUAUGCAAAAUCUCAGAUCUCAGUACCGGAAGAUGCAAUCAAGUGCAUGAAAUCAUGUGCGCUGUUUAUGAUUCAUCGUGUAGGCAAAAAGCAUUUUUUGUCGAUUGUUUUCAAGCAUUUAACUUGUUGUUGGCUGUUUGCAUAACUUCCAUUCGCCAUCGUCAAGAUAAGUCGCUGCUGCUAAGCUUAUAUUUAGUUUUAUGCGGGCAACAUGGAAAGAAAUCGUAA
This is a messenger RNA of Clunio marinus, 252 nucleotides long. The record is from the annotation of a GenBank genome assembly. Lineage: Eukaryota; Metazoa; Arthropoda; Insecta; Diptera; Chironomidae.